Messenger RNA from Paramecium pentaurelia, 368 nucleotides. The record is from the annotation of a GenBank genome assembly. Lineage: Eukaryota; Ciliophora; Oligohymenophorea; Peniculida; Parameciidae.
AUGCACAAGAAAAUUAGUCUGUGUAAUGGCUAAUUUAAAACUAUUAGAAAAGAAUAAUUAUAAUGUUUGGGUAAUUUCUCUCUUUUAAAUAUUAGAACAUCAUCCCCAAUCAUUAUUCAAAAAUAUAAUAAAUAAGCUUUAAAAUCAUAUUUUCUCAUCAACCGCUUAACCAUAGGUAUCUUUAAAUUAUAUUGUAUUUUUAGAUACUUAAAAAACCUAUGUUUAUCUUCUAAAAGACUAUACUAAAAGUAAAAUUGAAUCAUAUUUUCGGAUAUCUUCAAAUUGCCUUUUUAUUUUUAUUCACUGAUUUAUUAGAUUAAAAUAUGAGAAAAGUUAAAAUUUUACCCAUUUUCAUAAAAUCAAUAUGA